This is a messenger RNA of Electrophorus electricus (electric eel), 1529 nucleotides long. RefSeq names its product four and a half LIM domains 2a (gene fhl2a). Gene Ontology annotation, cellular component: nucleus; Z disc. The record is from RefSeq and is a predicted model, not a curated record. Gene Ontology annotation, molecular function: transcription coregulator activity. Lineage: Eukaryota; Metazoa; Chordata; Actinopteri; Gymnotiformes; Gymnotidae.
GUUGAGCGAGAGGUUCGGAGAGUGUGUGCGCUUCUGGCCGGGUGAGCAGAGCUCGCUGCCUUAUAUGGUCAAACUGUGGACGGUAGAAGCGCAGGAGGCGCAGGGCUUCACUCGGCCACGCUCAGCGAGGGAGCGCACGGAGGCGUCACCGGGCCGCGCCGCUCCUGGGCGGGAUAAGCAGAGGGGCUUUAGCGAGCUCAGGACCGGGACAGCUGCAGCCGAGGAAGGAUGACAGAGCGCUACGACUGCCACUACUGCAAGGAAACCCUGUUCGGACGGAAGUACGUCCUGCGUGAGGAGAACCCAUACUGUGUGAAGUGUUACGAGAGCCUGUACUCCAACACCUGUGAGGAGUGCAAGAAGCCAAUCGGCUGCAACAGCAGGGACCUGUCAUACAAAGACCGUCACUGGCACGAAGGAUGUUUCCACUGCUUCCAAUGCCAGCAUUCGCUGGUGGACAAACCCUUCUCCACCAGGGACGAGCAGCUACUGUGCACCGAGUGCUACUCCAACCAGUACUCCUCCAAGUGCCACGAGUGCAAGAAGACCAUCAUGCCCGGCUCCCGGAAGAUGGAACACAAGGGGAACAGCUGGCAUGAGACGUGUUUCACCUGCCAACGGUGCCAGCAGCCCAUCGGCACCAAGAGUUUCAUCCCCAAGGACAGCAGCAACUACUGUGUGCCCUGCUACGAGAAGCAGUUUGCCAUGCAGUGCGUCCAGUGCAAGAAGCCCAUCACCACCGGGGGCGUGACCUACCACGAGCAGCCCUGGCAUAAGGACUGCUUCCUGUGCACAGGCUGCAAGCAGCAGCUAUCCGGCCAGCGCUUCACGUCUCGUGACGACUUCCCCUACUGCCUGAACUGCUUCUGCAACCUGUACGCCAAGAAGUGUGCCUCGUGCACAACCCCCAUCAGCGGCCUCGGAGGCAGCAAAUACAUCUCCUUUGAGGAGCGCCAGUGGCACAACGACUGUUUCAACUGUAAGAAGUGCUCCGUCUCUCUGGUGGGCCGCGGCUUCCUCACCGAGCGGGACGACAUCCUGUGUCCCGAGUGUGGCAAGGAUGUCUGAAACUGAGGAAUUUGGACGAAACGGAAGCAAGUCAUGGCAGCAAAAAACCCUGAUAAGGCCUGCUAAUAUUAAUGAAUUAAUCGAUUAUAAUAGGCUAUGAACAAGCACAGGCUAUGAACAAGUAAACUUUCUUUCUAUUAAUAGCUUGAAUAGUUGAUAAUGUCACAUAUUUUAGCCACAGACAUUUAUUUUCACUACAGCACAAGUAAUAAGAGCUUCCUGGUGGAACUGAUACUUACACAAAUAUUCUGUCAAUAUUAACUUUAGAAAAUGUCAGUUUUACAAAGUCUGUUACAAUAUGUCAAUGUUGAUCUAUUUAAAAUUUAAAGCACUGUACCUAGUUCCCCUUCAGUGGUUCUGACAUAACACAUUGCAACUAACAGAAAAAAAAAAAAAAACUGUGUGAAGACUUCCCAAUGUUUGUCUGCACCAAACAAGAUUAAUAAAGCAAAUUAAAACAA